AUGUCCUCCGCAGUGGGAGCCGCAAUGUCCCUUAUUGGACAGGAUAGUGAUGAGGCAAGAGCGGCGGUAAGGCUGCAGCGGGAGCUGAAGCGCAGAAAGGACGCUCUACGAAAACUUGAGAAGAAGAUGAAGGCCCUUAAGCCUUCCGACACUGUCUUCCAGGUGACUAUGGAGGAAAUGGAGAAACUUAAGAACGAGGUGGACCAACUGGAGAAAGGCGUCGCCUCGCAGCAGGAAGAAAAGAAGAGUAGUGUUGAAUCGAAAUCACCGCGUCGCGGGACCUCGGCGGCUCCCCGCCUAGUUGGAUCUCCCAGAAAGGACCCCCUCAAGUCCUUGACACCGAGGGGUGCAGGAGUGAAGACUCCGAAAGCGUUGUCAACACCGCGCAUAAGGCGGGAUCUGGCCCCCAGUGCGCACACAUCCCGACAGAAGGCCGUGAGCAAGGAGGAGAGACGGGCGGGUUAUGUGACAGAUGACCUGGGCGAGAGAGUGGCUGUUACUGUGAGUGCUGGGACGGCGGGAUCACAGAUGCGUGAUGAGCAACUCUUUGUGGACGUGCAGGCUGUUGUUCAGGAGCACAUUGACCGCUCCGUGACAGGCUCACCGUGCGCCAUCGUUUCCCCUCGGAACGAUAUCGACUGUGAGGGAGUGCACUAUCAGGUUGCGGAGUUGGCGCUGAUGAUGGAGUCCAUGAUGGUUGUUGGAGGAAAUGCCCGUACCUUCGCGAUGAUUGAAGCCUUCAAAGCGUUACUGAAAUCGUCUCCAACGUUGUCUGGUUCCACUGUUAACCACUUUCCUUCAAAAGAGUUUGAAAGUCUGAUCAAGGUUAAUUUCGACUUUCUAUGCCGAAGUCGCGCACCGUCUGCAGGUAUGACCAACGCUAAGGAUUCUUUAGUGCGUCGUGUAGUUGCAUUGCUGUCACAGAGAGAGAAGGCGCGGUUUUCCGCGGACGAUUUGUUUGCCUCACUAAGAUCCGCGCGACUAGAGAGUUCAAUGUGUGUUCAAUCUACUGCCGUCGGGCGGGAUAGGAAUGAAACAUGCUUCCUUGACAUCAGCCCUCGUGAUUUGGCACUGAAAGUUUUAGGCGCCAUCGAGCGGGAGCUUCAACUCUCUAUAAAGAGCAUCGUCGAGGAUCGCGCAGAACCCCAUCUUUCCUCUAACGACACAAUUCUUGUGUUUGGUAGGAGUAGUACCGUCGAGCUCAUUCUCCUUGCUGCAGCGAAUAACCCGCGCCUUGCAAGUAAGCCGAAGGUUAUCGUCGUUGAUUCAGCUCCACUUUACGAAGGUCGUGCCCUUGCAACGAGGCUUUCGUGCAGCGGCCUUGACGUCACAUACGGGCUUAUUACGACGUGUUGCACACUCAUGCCCAGAUGCACUCGCGUUUUUAUUGGGGCAGCCGCCGUUCUUCAGAACGGUGAUGUGUUUAGCCGCUGUGGCACGGCUGUCGUGGUCUCAAGCGCGAAGCAAUUUCGCAAACCCGUUCUGUGCUUCAGUGAGAGCAUUAAGUUUGUCCCAGAGGUGUGGCUCGGUAAUCUUGGACAAAAUACCAGGCUGACCGACAUGCGGCAGCCUCACCGCGGCGAGCUCCGAAUCCGAAGUCCAGGCAACUGGAGCCCCUUAUCGCACGGUAGCCGUGAAUUAAUGGAUGUCAAGAAGGGCUGGGGUCAGUGCAAUUCCGGUGGUCUCUCCGGCCGAGGUACGAACGAAGAGCCGUCCCGGUUGCUGCAGACGGAUGCCCCACCCAGCUCCGGUUACCUCUAUGACCUUACGCCAGCCGCUUACAUUGACAUGAUCAUCUGUGAGAUGGGGUGCUUGCACACUUCGGCGAUUCUUGCAGCGCUGCGUGAUCGUGAGGACAGAGAUCUUUAUUUGAUGUCGGCUACGUGA
Trypanosoma brucei brucei TREU927 is the source of this 1887-nucleotide messenger RNA. Its product is annotated as translation initiation factor eIF2B subunit delta. The coding region runs from base 1 to 1887 and encodes 628 amino acids. The record is from RefSeq and is a predicted model, not a curated record. Lineage: Eukaryota; Euglenozoa; Kinetoplastea; Trypanosomatida; Trypanosomatidae. The transcript has a single exon.